CCAUCGUUUGAGCGUAAUAAAAACCUUGUCAUCUGUACAACUUGGUACUAUGUAUAUGUAUUAAUUGGUUUGGAUUUCGUCUGCCUGCUUGCAGCGACUGAUACCAUUUUCUAUCAAUUUCUUCAAUAACUGUCAAUAACUAUAUUAAAAUGGCUACUAUCGCACGCAAUCUGCGCCCUUAUUUAAGAUAUAUUCGUAAUCAAAAAAGAACUUACGCCGAUGCACCCGCUAGCAAUGAAAUGAAGUUUACAUUGGCUGGGGCUAAUCAGGUAUUUUAUGACGAAAGUGUUAUUAAACAAGUAGAUGUGCCAUCAUUUUCUGGUUCUUUUGGUAUUUUACCAAAACAUGUUCCUACCUUGGCUGUAUUGAAACCAGGCGUAGUCACAGUAUACGAAGAAGAUGGGGCAGUCAAAAAAGUUUUUGUUUCUUCAGGGACAGUCACUAUAAAUGAAAACAACAGCGUACAGAUUCUAGCGGAAGAAGCUCACCCCCUGGAAAAUCUUGAUGGGACUGCAGCUAGAGAACUUCUUAGUAAAGCUCAGCAACAGCUUUCAUCUGCAUCGUCGGAACAAGAGAAAGCUGAAGCAGCAAUUGCGGUUGAAGUUGCAGAAGCUUUAGUACAAGCUUUGCAGUAAACAUUGUGCAACCAUUGUGUAUAUAUUAAAAUAUCAUUCUGUAUAACAUUAAAUCCUUAGGCAACAUA
Bombus pyrosoma is the source of this 703-nucleotide messenger RNA. It is a transcript of the gene ATPsyndelta, whose product is annotated as ATP synthase subunit delta, mitochondrial. The transcript has 4 exons. Lineage: Eukaryota; Metazoa; Arthropoda; Insecta; Hymenoptera; Apidae. Gene Ontology annotation, biological process: proton motive force-driven ATP synthesis. Gene Ontology annotation, molecular function: proton-transporting ATP synthase activity, rotational mechanism. The record is from RefSeq and is a predicted model, not a curated record. Bases 150 to 635 code for a protein of 161 amino acids.